UUGGUUUAUUUUUUUGUAACAACAAAACAUAAAUUUCAUAUGAUAAAACUACGUAAUAUAGUAGGACAAUGCUUCGUUCUGAAGCGGCACAUAUCAGCUCUCUACAUAACUGGUGAUAAGGCAAACGAAAACUAUGUAACCUUGCAACCAUUUUUGGACUUUACCGGCACAUUUCGCGACAAAGUGACUUUACAAAAAAGCAUUGCUAGCCGGGGCUUGAGCAUCGAUCUUGAAUUGGUGCUCGCGAAAUAUGCAACAUACCAGAUUCAUCAUGACCAACUACAACAACUGGAGAAUGAACGUGAAAAAAUUACCAAGGAGCUAAAAUUGCUUUCGAAAUCGGCCGGUACAUCGGAGUUGCUGGACAAACUACGAGCGCGUGGCAAAGAGUUGCGCAACGAAGUGAAAUCGUUAAAGCAAAAACUAUAUCCGAUCGAAGAUGAUUUUAUCCAUGACUACUUGCAUCUACCCAAUAUUUUGCAUGCGCAUUGUCCACAAACAGAUGAAGAAAAGCUCAUUUAUAGGCAUAAACCUCCACCGACUGCUGCACCGGUGGCAAUGCACUUGGAUCGUAAAGAUCUUAUACAUUUCUUGGACAACAAUCGCUACUACAUGAUGGAGCAGGCGGCUCAUUUCGAUGUGGACGCUAUGCAGGCUAUGGCACGCUAUUUUAUAACGCACGGCGAUUUCAUACAGACCUGCAAUCCCGACUUUGUGCGCUGUGUGCUGCUGGAGGCGAAUGCGACACCACUGAGCCAAUACCAUCUGGUGCGCGAGGAACAUUUGUUGAACAAACUAAAUAUGGCUUAUCUAACAGGCGGUGGCGCAUUCGAAAGUUUUCUGGGCACCAUGACCAAGCUGAGCGUUUAUCCCUCAGUGCUGCCGCUGCGGUAUGUCGCCUGCGGGCGCAGCUAUAACCGCGAGGAAGGUCUGGUCAAUGGACCUACUCCAAGCCUCUAUACAGCCACACAAACGAACGCGGUGCAGAGUUUUGUGGCAACCCAAACGGCUGACGAAGCUGAUGCAGAACUGGAACAGGUGCUCAAUCUAGUCAUCAAUUUUUACAAAGCACUCGAUGUGCCCUUUCGUAUUGUGUACGUUCCAGCAAGCAGCCUAACGCCUUCCGAGAGUUUGAGAGCCAGCAUAGAGGUGUAUGCACCAUCUCUCAAGCGCUACGUUUGUGUCGGACGGAUCAGCAACUAUGGAGACUAUGUAUCCAAGCGGAUUCUCUUUAGCACGCGUCGAGAGAAGCACUAUGAGUUCUUACAUCUGGUGGGUGGCCCUGUGUUGUACACCACAAGGCUCAUAGCGGCACUCAUUGAGCUAGGCAUCAAGCUGGAUGCUAGUAAAUUGCCCGGCGCUUUACAUCUCGGGCCCAGCAUGCAAGCGAUGGACCAACAUCAGCGAGACUUACAAGAGUUCAAAGAUCUUUUCAAAUAAAUCUGAUUUCUCCACGUGAAA
Drosophila navojoa is the source of this 1461-nucleotide messenger RNA. It is a transcript of the gene Slimp, whose product is annotated as Seryl-tRNA synthetase-like insect mitochondrial protein. Lineage: Eukaryota; Metazoa; Arthropoda; Insecta; Diptera; Drosophilidae. Gene Ontology annotation, molecular function: serine-tRNA ligase activity; ATP binding. Gene Ontology annotation, biological process: seryl-tRNA aminoacylation. The record is from RefSeq and is a predicted model, not a curated record.